ACACACACUUGGAAUUCUAAUAUGUGUGUUGAAAGUAUAAAUACUUUCUCUCUACUCCCACUAAUAGAAUGCUAAAAUGUAUAUUCAUACUGCACAGGAACAUCAAGUAAACACUUCUGACCCAUAUUAACUUUUGGUGCAUGUUAAAAGCACCCAGACACAACCUGUAUUUAUGAAAAAGCAGAUUUCUACAUCCAGGCAAUGCACUGGCUAACAGAGUGUGAUUGCUUUUGACUACAUUUGUGCUAUCAGCCUCAACUAGUCAUUCUGACUGUACCAAACAACAAACCCAUUCCCUCUUAAAACAAACAAACAGGCGUCUGAAUUUGCAUUCAGGAUCUAAGCAGAAUAGGAACCUGACAGUAGCAUUUUAUUAAGGGGGGGAGGAGAGAUUUGGGUUUGUUUCCUUUCAAUAAUUAGUGGAGAUAGAAAACACAUGUGUUGGGAUUGAAUUUUUUGAAGACUUUUUCUAAAUCAGUUCAUCAAUUCGCUAAUUAUGGCUGGGAGAGAGAAAAAAUUCUCCCUAUACAUAUUUUUUCUUUCCCCCCCUGUGAACAUCAGAGUGGGGAGAGGGGUAAAUGUGUGUGUGUGCGUGGGGGGAGAUAUGGCUUCUGAGAAGUAGAUGUUAUUUCAGAUUUCUGUGGGAUUUUAUUUUCUGGGAACAAAGAGCAACUGCUAUUAAAGAACUACUCGAAGACUUGUGCAUAUUUCCACUGCUGUGUAGCAGUUUUAAUACAACAUCUGUUCUUGCUUCUGCUGAUGAGUUUACAUAAUUGUUUGCAGACCAAUUUAACAAGAAAUAGCCCUAGAUAUUUCCCUGUACAUGUUUUCAUGCGGGAAAAUAAUAAAUACCUUUUCCAAGUGACAUACCUUGAUGAAAUACUUUCAAGAAAUCCCAAUACUGGUUAAAAUAUAAAUUGAAUAAAAAUCUAGUGCAUUAAAAACGCUAGACUGAGGAGUGCAAUCAGUAGAACAUAAUCUAAUGAUGCCUCAUUUAUAUUUGCAUGAGUUUUUCUCCCAAGAAACAUGAUUUUUCAGGAGGGAAAGCAUUCUAUUUUAAGUUUCUUUACGGCAGCUGUUUACUGUUCACUAUAAAUCGACCAGACUUUUAAGCCUUGCCCUCUGUUUAGAGAAGUAAUAAAACACUUAACUUUCUCCACUCCUAGUCGCACGGUUAUCAGACAGGUCUUUAAUACAAGAGCCCGGGAGCACCUAUACAAAAAUUAAUCCCUCCAAGCCAAGACUUUUCCAAAACUUCAACAAGACUGGGAUUAUUAUAAAUGCAUCUUUAUAGGUGAAAGAAGCCACAUAAAUCACACCCACAUAGAAUUAUAUCUGUAUAUCUUCCAAGGAUUCCUGCUACUUUCAAUUUACUCUCCAAGUACAUUUGGACCAUAAGUAACACAUAAGGUAAGGCAACAUACCAAGAGGAAGCAAACGACCUCCAUUCAUUCAUGCAUGCAUGCAUGCAUUCAGUUUAUUGUACAUUGCCCCAGUUUCAUAUCUGGAAGCAGUGCAAUCGUUGGUUUCCAAAGUAACAUGGUUUCAAAUGAGAUUGUUCCUAUAGGACAUAUACAUACAUACAUAUAUUCACUGUUAUAAUCUAUAUAACAUAUAUGUAUCUGUAGACACAUGCAUCUGCAUGUGUAUGUGGCUGGGUGUGCAAUAUGUCAACACCAGGGGGAUAGCAUAUGUAGUUUUUUUGUUCCGUUUUGUUUUGUUUCCAUAAAUACCCACGUAUAAUGGCUGGGGGAGAGGGAGAAGAGUGGGAAGACAAGAAACCAAACUAAACUUCGUUUUUUGGAAAAUACCAGUAAAUCUUCACAUUGGGCAUAAUUCGUAUAUCUGUACUAGGCUGGUCACAAGUUGAACACUGUAGAGUGGGAGCCAAAGUAUGGUCAGCAACAAGGGCACAUGUGCUAAAUAACAUGGUGUGUACUUCCAGCUAUCUUCAUUUUGCUCAGAAACUUUAUUUUAUUUUCCUAGUGACACUCAAGGGAAGCCUUAAUGUUACAGAAGAUGAAUACACGAGCUUUUUUUUUUUUUUUUUUUUUUCAGUUGUAGUCUCGUUUAUGGCUUUAUUGCCACCAUUGAUUACUUUGCUUUGUUACACAGAGGAAAAAGAUCAUAAAAUCCUUUGGCAUCCGGGUUCCUGUUAUAGCUAGGGGGGAAAUAUAGCUUCCCCCCUCUUCUUUGUAAACUAAAAUCUUUUAGGGGAGACAUCGCUAAAAAGGAAUUAAGUGUAUUGAGUAAUAGCAAGAAAACAUCUUUAGAUGUUCGAAUUUUUACCCUGCAACUUUGAGCCUGCAUCUCACCAGACCACUCUACACAAAUCCUAAAUUUGAAGAAAAAGGCCAAGGAUUUCCUGGCAUAAUUGAAUUUUUAAAUAGCAAGCCACAAGAAUGAUGAAUAUACCUUGCAAUAUUUACAGAUCAGCAGGUAUGUUUUACAUUUAAGGAGCAAUUUAUGGGACUGGAUUGAAAUUAAAAUUAGAUUAGCUGCCUUCAUUUCAAUUAGUUCUAGGUGCAAUUCUCCAAGACAAGAGAUAAUAUAAUCCUCUUUAAUCUAACCAAAUAUUUGCAAAGGAAGUUUCCUAAAUCUCUUGUAAAUAUUUGAAACCAUAAAUUUCUGUAAACGUAAACAAGAGGUGCUGUCCUCAAGCAAGACCUCAAAAUGUACUUAAAUUGGAAAUAGGAAAAGAGUGAGUUUUGUUGCGGUUGCUGUUGAAAAUGUAAAUAUAUUCUAACAGUACCAACCAUUGAAAAUUACAAGGGAAAUAUUCAGGACAGGAAUGUCAAACUGUACUAAAAGAGAACAUCUAACUUCCAGAUUAAUGUGAAUUCGGAAUGUUGUCUCUUUUUAUUGCAACUUCCUUCCAAAUCCAUAGUUCAGGAAUGUUCUAAAAGCCACAUUAUCAGUUGAGCAGACGCCAUGUCUUUUUUCUUUUUGCUCGCUUUAUGUAAUAUUUUCUCAUAAAGAACACAACCAUUUGAUUCCAUAAUAUUGACCAAUGCUCCAUGAGAAAACGAAGAAAGAUGGAUAAUUUAUGAAUUAAUCUUCUGUGGGCACCUGAGAUAUAUUACUUUGAAUUCUGGGCUAUUUUGUGAUCAGAUAUCAGGAAAGCAUAAAAAAUUCUGUGCUUCAAAAGCUCAGUGUUGAAAAAAAUAAUAAAAGAGAGAGCGAGCGAGACAGAGAAAGUUAGAUUUGGCUGUGAAAUUUCAAAUUUAAUUCAGAUGUGUUUUUUCCCUAAGAGCCCCCCCUUCAAAAUAUCCCCCCACGCACUUAAUAUUUGCUCUCCUUCUUCUAAGCCAUCUUAUAUUUAGAAUUUUCAAGACUUACUUUCAAUGCAUACUUAGUUUCAACUGGGGAAUCAACACAAGCAAAAGCAAUUUUUCCCUUUCUUGACAUCUAGCUUCCUAUUGGCUCAAAUCAGGUCAGCUGACUUUGUCAUUUUGUCUGUCCUGGAGUAGAGCCUUCCCUAUAACAAUCUAGUUCAGACUACAAACUGGAGACAGAAAUAAAUAUUAAAGAAAUCAUACACCCAGGUAUAGAGGAAGAUAUGAAUUCCUAUUUUACAAACCCAUCGUUAUCUUGCCAUCUAACCAGUGGCCAAGAUGUGCUACCCAAUGUAGCUCUCAAUUCAACGGCUUAUGACCCCGUCAGGCAUUUUUCUACCUAUGGAGCAGCCGUUGCUCAAAACCGGAUUUACUCUUCUCCUUUUUAUUCACCGCAAGAUAAUGUUGUGUUUAGUUCCAGCCGAGGACCAUAUGACUAUGGAUCUAAUGCUUUUUACCAAGAAAAAGACAUGCUUUCUAGCUGCAGGCAAAAUUCUAUGGGACACAAUACACAGACUUCCAUUGCACAGGAUUUUACCAGUGACCAAAACAGGAACACUUCGCAAGAACAAAAAACUAGCAUUCAAAUAUAUCCAUGGAUGCAACGCAUGAACUCCCACAGUGUUUGCUUUGUUUCUGAAUCCCUAGGAGUCGGCUAUGGAGCGGAUCGUAGAAGGGGUCGCCAGAUCUAUUCCCGCUACCAGACCCUGGAAUUGGAAAAGGAAUUCCACUUCAAUCGCUACUUGACAAGGCGGAGGAGGAUUGAGAUCGCCAAUGCACUUUGCCUAACGGAGCGUCAGAUCAAAAUCUGGUUCCAGAACAGGAGGAUGAAAUGGAAAAAAGAAAGUAACUUGAGUUCCACUCUGUCUGGGGGAGGAGGCGCAGGCGCUGGGGCAGCUGCAGAUAGCUUGGGUGCAAAGGAAGAGAAGCGAGAAGAGACAGAGGAGGAAAAGCAAAAGGAGUGAAAAUUGACGGCUCAGCCCCACAUGCCCCCCCCACUCCCCACCUCCACCCCUCCCCACAUACACGCUAUAUUUAUCACUGGCACAAGUUAUAUGUUUGGCUACAUUAAAAAAAAAUAAGAGCCAAACGUGAACAUGAAAGACAGACCUUCCCCCACUCUCACUCCCCAUUCCUCAAUAUUCAGUUCAGAACUUGCUCCACAAUCCCUUUUAGGUUUUGAGUAUAAACCCUCACCUACUCCCCAUCUUGCCUAUUUAUCUAACUUUGAAUACAGUUUUCUUCCUAAAAAGAAAUUGGCUUGCAGGAGGCAGAACACCCUGUAGUGUUGCCUAGUUGUAUUGGGAUGAUCCUUGUAAGAUGGAUUCUAUGCAGUUGUUUUAUUAUUAUUAUUAUUAUCAUCAUCCAGAAAACGAGUUUCCCACCAUGUUGAAAAUAAUUCCCUGAAAUCUCUUUCCACGUAAAUAUAGCAUUUUCAAGAGUAACCUAAUUGUAUUUAAACAAUACCUGGGCUCAUCAUUGCAAACUGUGACAGUUUAUGUGUGAAUAUUUUUAGCUGUAUUUGUGGUAUCUGUAUUUAUAUUUAUGUUUAGCACUGUAAUGUUCAACAGUAUAAAGUGAAUGGAGGUCUAUAGCAGUAGAAAAAAAAAUCUUGUGUUACACCCUCUCAUGUAUAAAGAUCAUGUCCAGAGGACUAUUGUUGAGUAUUUAAUAAAACUGAAUAUUAUUUUUAAAGUUUA
Molecule: messenger RNA, 5035 nt
Organism: Dermochelys coriacea (leatherback sea turtle)
Lineage: Eukaryota; Metazoa; Chordata; Testudines; Dermochelyidae
Gene: HOXC6
Product: homeobox C6
Exons: 2
Coding region: 3560-4300 (246 amino acids)
Biological process (GO): anterior/posterior pattern specification; regulation of transcription by RNA polymerase II
Cellular component (GO): nucleus
Molecular function (GO): DNA-binding transcription factor activity, RNA polymerase II-specific; RNA polymerase II cis-regulatory region sequence-specific DNA binding
Source: RefSeq, a predicted model, not a curated record